UUUUUAAUGUUGCUUACAAGACGCAGAUGUUGGUGGUCCUGUUUCAAUCGUUACUCCACUAAUUAUUUGAACGACACAUUAAUUCCUGUAAAUGUCAUUUUCCCACAUCUACGGCGGCGCUGUCGAUAGGAAACUGCUUAUAAGCAAUAAGGUAUUAUCGUAGAUGUGAAUCAUUUUAGCUUGUUAGCUAGCUAGCAAUUCAACGAUAAACCAGCAUUGCUUUCAUGGACGGCUUCUCAAAUCCAACGUAGUCAAACAUCUUACAGAGUAGGUCGCUACCACAACAUAGAUGCAGUUCAACCAGUAUUGAGAACAUGGCUAGGAUUUCAAUUAACUACAUUUUGCUAUGCGGGCAAGUUCUCUUGCUACUUUCAGUGUUGCUUUUACAAUGUUUGGACGGAAUACACUCCCAAAAUUCUUCGGACUCUCCUAGACAGAGAGCAACAACAAAAGCUGCUUUUAGAGAACAAUCGCCACAAGAUAACGUUACGACGUAUAUACUACCAGUUGAUCACACGAACAGUUCUAUAGACCAAUAUGAAUACAGUCCUCCGUCACCAGUAGUCCUCUGCAGAUAUCUACCAGAUGAGUUUGUACACUGUCAAGAUCCAGUGGACCAUGCACAGAACCACACUGCCAUUCAGGAGAUGGGACAUGGUUGUUGGAAGUUUGGAGGGCAGGUACACAAAGACGUGAAUCACACACAAGUCAUCUGCACCGCACUGGAUGACAUUGAGUGUGCUGGACCCAGGGAGUUCCAGAGAGGGAAUGUGCCAUGCAUCAAAUACACCGGCCACUAUUUCAUCACCACUCUGCUCUACUCAUUCUUCCUGGGGUGCUUUGGAGUGGACAGGUUCUGCCUCGGGCACACCGGCACGGCCGUGGGCAAGCUGCUGACCCUGGGUGGUCUGGGCAUCUGGUGGUUCGUGGACCUCAUCCUCCUCAUCACCGGAGGCCUGAUGCCCAGUGACAACAGCAACUGGUGCACCUUUUACUGAGGCCAGCGAGGAUGGGCUUGUUGACUUUAAGGUGGGUUAACUUGGCUAUGAUCGCUUAUCAGUCAAUUACAGUUCAGGGCAGCACGACCGUGUCAGAUGCCUCUCUGUCCCGUUUCCCAGAGCGUCUUGUCAUCUGAUGGGCUGUUGCUUUAUGUUUGGCGCGCGGCACAGGUUACUGUUAAUCGCACUAUAAUAAAUUGCAUGUCAGCCGGUUCUGCUAUUGAAACCAAGCUUUAGUGGAUUGUUUCUCACUGGCUGAAAACUAUGGGUCGGAGGGAAAGAUGUGGACCAUGGUUGAGUGGUUGCCAUUUUUGAUAUUUAUGUAUAUCUAUUGUAUGUUUCUUUUGGGUGUAAAUAUUCUAAAGCCCUGAGCUGUUAAAGGAAGAAUCGGUUACUAAGUUGUCCAUAUGAAAGAGCAUGGGUUUCUUUGUUUGUAUGACAAAAUCAUCUGGGCUGUCUGACCAUAUAAUGUGAACCAUAUAAAAAGUUUUUGCUUUGUCCAAUCACUGAAGCUUUGCAAGUAUGUCAUUAAUGACCCAUUUGAGCAGUUCAGAAUGUAUCUCAAUACAUAUUGAUGAUCAUAGUGUAGUCUCCAAGUUUCUUGUUAAACCUAUUGUAAGCCAUGCUCGUUAUUUGAGUAAUAGGAUUUAAUUCCAAUUCCAAUUUCUAAUAAUUCCCACCACUGAACUGAAGCAAAAGUUCCACAACAAUUCCCUUGGGACUCCCAUCACCACAAUGUUGCAUAUUGUAAUGAACAGGUAACUGCAGAACAAGUCCCAUUGCCCAUUAUUUUAUAUAAGUGAUUUUCAAGGAGGGAUGAUUGGGCACAUUUGGCUGGAGGUUUGACUGACUACUCCACUCCCUGAGCUUUCAUGUUAUGCCAUCACCGUCUCAGUCCCCCAGUUGAGCCCUAACUAGACUGGUGGAUGAGACUGUGUUUUUCAUGAACAUCAAGAAAAUACCAAAUUAAAUGGUUUCUCAUGGAAGAAUGGUGUGGUGAUGCAUUGUUGCAAUAAAGAACCAGAUUCUUAUAGAAUGUCAAGGCACAGGAUAGCUGUUGUUUUGACUUGUGGCCGUAAGAUGCUGUAUUGUGUGAUCUUUAUUUUGGCAGUGAAAUUUGUUAUUUUCCUGUUGGCUACAGGUGGAAGGGUUUAACGCAUAUUUAGCUUUCGAAGUAAAAAGUGAUUAACUGGUUAAUUUAGUUAAGAGAUUAAGAUGUUAGGAAUGGUUUAUGUAAACAUAAUUCACACUUUUUUCGUGUACUGAACUAUCACUAUUGGAGAGUAAAAAUACAGACUUCUGUAAAUCUCGACAGAAUAUGGAUUAAAUGUAUUUAUGCUGUAUUCAUGUAUCUGGUAAAUGUUUGUAGAAUGAAGUGCUGGGAAAGUAUUUCUACCUAGUAGCCAUUUGCCUUUCUCACUAUAUGCUUUCUAUCCCUGUACAUCAAGUGUUUGCUGUUCAAUAAAACGUUUCUUGUUAA
This is a messenger RNA of Esox lucius (northern pike), 2478 nucleotides long. It is a transcript of the gene tm2d2, whose product is annotated as TM2 domain containing 2. NCBI's taxonomy places the organism in Eukaryota, Metazoa, Chordata, Actinopteri, Esociformes, Esocidae. The coding region runs from base 315 to 998 and encodes 227 amino acids. The record is from RefSeq and is a predicted model, not a curated record. The transcript has 4 exons.